This is a messenger RNA of Dunckerocampus dactyliophorus (ringed pipefish), 2552 nucleotides long. It is a transcript of the gene shisa6a, whose product is annotated as protein shisa-6. Gene Ontology annotation, cellular component: postsynaptic density; dendritic spine membrane; AMPA glutamate receptor complex. Lineage: Eukaryota; Metazoa; Chordata; Actinopteri; Syngnathiformes; Syngnathidae. The transcript has 8 exons. Bases 306 to 1970 code for a protein of 554 amino acids. The record is from RefSeq and is a predicted model, not a curated record. Gene Ontology annotation, biological process: regulation of AMPA receptor activity; regulation of short-term neuronal synaptic plasticity.
ACCUCUCUUCCAGUGAGUUGAGAGGAGAGGAGAGGAGCAGCAGAGCGGAGCUGCUAAGUUGCUCUUCUUCGCUUCCGACGAAGUGAGCAUCAAGUCCAAAGUCUUUUUCGUCCAAGUUAUCUCUUCCUCCAAUACACCUUCUCCCCUGCCCCCCCCCCCCGCUCCAAAGUGCGCGAGUCUCGCGUGCGUGCGCGAUGACAGGAGGAUGCGGCGGCGUGCGCGCGGAGGUGCCGGCGUGGCGGGCGCGCGAGGACCUCGGGUAAAUAAGUCCACGAGAAGCUCCCGGAAGUGAGCGGCGGGGAAGCAUGAAGCCCCUCCUGCUCCUGCUGCUCUACCUGGACACCCUGCACGUGCUUUGCGCCCCCGCCAACAAAAGGACCAAAAGCCCUGCCAGGACCUCCAAGCCCAAAUGGCUCAACGGCAGCACCACCGCGGUUCCGGACGGCGGACCGAGCCGGAUCACGCAGCUGCGGGCCCCCGCCCUCCAGCACGACACCUGCCUGGGCUACUACGACGUGAGCGGCCAGUUCGACAAGGAGUUCGGCUGCAACAACACCGACCACCGCUUCUGCUGCGGCAGCUGCUUCCUGCGCUUCUGCUGCGCGGACCGAGCCAAGCGUCUGGAGCAGAGGAGCUGCACCAACUACAACACCCCCGACUGGAUCAAGACGCAGCCCCCCUCCCCCGCGCCCACCGGGGACACCUACGACCCCGAACUGGACCGGACCAACGCCACCGUCUACAUCACCUGCGGCGCGGUGGCUCUCGUCAUCGCCGUCUGCAUCUCCGCCAAAGUGGCCUACGACCACGCCACCAAGCCCCCCCAGGAGAUGAACGUGCACAGAGCCCUGGCUGACAUCCUGAGGCAGCAAGGACCCGUUCCCAUUUCUCAGUACGAGCACGACAACAUGGACGCCAUGGACUGCUCGCCCAAGGACGAGACGCCGGUCAGAGCCUCAAAGAACCACUACACGCCCGUCCACAGCAAGUCCUCCAACCACGGUCAUUAUGGGAUGGAGAGUCUUCACAGCGGAGGAGCAGACAUGCACAACUUCAUCUCAUCAGGCUUCGUGACGCUAGGCCGCGGCCACCUGAAAGCGCAGCAUUCCAUCGACGAGUCAGCCCCCAUGUCCUGGCAGGCCGAUCUGGACCUCCCCAUCUCUUACGGUGAGCAUCAUCACCAUGACUACCAGCACAGCCACCUGGACCUCACUGCUGCCCUCACACCUCAGCUGGCAAACAGACACGUGCGCCACGAGAGACCACAGCGAAGCAACAACAUCCUGACGGCCGCCACCGAGCCGUACGACGUGUCGCUGUCCAGAUCCUUCCAGAACCUCAGCCACCUGCCCCCCUCCUACGAGCUGGCCCUCCAGUCCGACUUAAGUGACAAGGACGUGGACGACUUCUACAGCAGGAAGCAUCACCACGGCGGUCGAGGCCCCGCCCACAUGGUGAAGCUUAACGAUCCCCCCCAGCACCACCAGCAGCGCCAGCGGCCUCGCCGCGUGCAGCGGGCCAUGUCCCAGGACCACGUCCUGUCCCCGCCCAGGACACCGCGCCGUGGGGACUACGGCUUGUCCUCGUACGGCGCCGUGGCGGCGGCGGCGUACGGGAGCAGUCGCCACCUCUCAGACGAGCAGCUGCUGUCGGCGGACCGCCUGCACUCCCAGGAUCCUCUGCUCUCGCCCGCCGUGCGGCGUGACAAGUUCCGAGAGAAGGCCAUAGCGCGCGCCAUGUCGCACGCCGACAUGCUGCUCCCGGCCACGCCCGUCAUGGACCGCCACAAGAUGACCAAGAUGCACUCUCAGCCCGGUGACACCUACAACACGCUGACGCUCAGCCAGCACGCCAGCGCCACCAAGAGGCAGGCCUUCGCCUCGCGGCGGACGCACACGGUGGACCACCUGCAGUUCAUCCCGGGUCACCACCACACGUACCGCGGCGGCAAGAACGAGGUGACCGUCUGACCUCUUCCUGCUUCUCAGCAUCCUGACGGUCAUCAUCAAAAAGGGCUUCGAGCGGCGCCAUGGCGAAGAAUCCUCCAUUUUCUAACUGGAACCUGUGAGGCUUGAGUUGGCCCCGCCCAUCAGGAGGCGGGCUGGAGGGUUAACAAGCACAACGGUUAGCGUUCAUGCUAGCAAAAGACUGUAAAUACGCUUCUCGCUUCAUUCUAGAACCUUCUUUCAACUUAGAUAACGCUGCGCCCACAUGGCUUUCUUCUUCUUCUCGUGUUUGGGCCUGGUUCUAUGUCCGUGUGUGUGCAGGAGCAAUCAGAAGCAAACAGAACCUCACGGCCAAUCAAAGUCUUAGAAACUUCUUUGAAAUACAACAAUCACACUGUAAAAAGUUCUGGUCGUUUGGUACCAACAGAACCAGCACUCAAAACCAGGCAGCCAUCCUUCCAAGAGGUAUGUGUGUAACAGAGUUGCAUUAGCCCCGCCUCCUCCUCGUGUUCAGCCAAUCAGCAUGUCCUCAUGUUUCAGGCCAGCCGGGUCAUCUUUGUCAUGGUUCUGUUCAGCUCCUCUGGUUCUGUUCACACUUUGAAAUAA